AUGCUAGCUCUUAAACAUUAUAGAUUAAGCUUGUUUAAAAGCCGAGUUACGACGGUACGAUGUAAUCAGAUAAGGUUUCAACUGUCAGUACCUCCACAACCCAAGAAAAAAUCGAAACUAGUGGGCUUUUUCAAAUUUGGGGUUACUAUAGGUUUAGGUACGAGUGUUUUGUAUAAUACCAAUGAUACAUUUCAUGAUGUCACCAGACAUUCAUUCUUAACCUUGGAGAGAGUGGGUGUAGUAACUGUAGCUACUUUCAGAUGCUUCAAACUAUACAAGGAUGUGCUUGACGGGGAUUAUGAUUCACCUAACGAUUAUAAUAUGGCCAUGAAGAGAGUUCAUAAACGUGCAGCCUAUAUUACUUUGAAAGCUUUAGAAACAAAUGGGGGGAUUUAUAUCAAGUUGGGACAACAUAUAUCAGCAUUAACAUAUCUUUUACCCGAAGAAUGGACUUCAACUAUGAUACCUUUACAAGAUAGAUGUCCCAAAUCAACUAUGGAAGAAAUCGAACAGUUAUUCAUCACAGAUAUGGGAGUUGAACUUUCAGAAAUCUUCAGUGAAUUCAACCCUGAACCCGUGGGUGUAGCUUCCUUAGCUCAAGUCCAUAUGGCAACAUUGAAAAAAACUGGUCAAGAAGUAGCUGUGAAAAUUCAACAUCCUUCAUUGAAAGAGUUUGUUCCUUUAGAUGUUAAAUUAACCAACUUAGUAUUUGAAUUAAUGCGUAAAGUGUUCCCAGAAUAUCCUUUGACUUGGUUAGGAGAAGAAUUACAAAAUUCUAUUUAUGUAGAGUUAGAUUUCACUAACGAAGCAAAAAAUGCUCAAGGUACUCAAGAAUUCUUUAAAGACCGUAAGAAACUAACUGCUUUGAAGGUUCCUGACAUUAUCGAAGCUAACAAGAGAAUAUUGGUUAUGGAAAGAGUCAACGGUGCUAGAUUAGACAAUUAUGAAUAUUUAAUGAAGAACAAUAUUAAUCCUUCAGAAGUAUCUAGUUGUUUAUCUCACAUCUUCAACAGUAUGAUCUUUGAACCAAAUGCUUCAUUACAUUGUGAUCCUCAUGGAGGAAACCUCGCCAUCCGAGCCAUACCCAAAUCACAAUCCAAAAAUGGCCAUAAUUUCGAAAUUAUUUUAUAUGAUCAUGGAUUAUACAGAACAAUCCCAUUGUCGAUGAAACGUGAUUAUUCUCAUUUCUGGUUAGCUGUUUUGAAUAAGGAUGUUCCAUCAAUGAAGAAGUAUGCCGAAAAAAUUGCUAAUAUAGAAGGAGAUCAAAAAUUCAGGAUAUUUAUAUCAGCCAUAACAGGUAGAGAUCCCAAUCAUGCUAUGAAUUAUGAUAUAAGCACCACCAGAAGUGAAGAUGAAGCUUUAAGCAUACAAUAUCAAUUACAUAGCACCGAUGGAGCUUUAGAAGAUUUAAUGGAUAUCUUAGCCACCAUGCCAAAAAUUGUAUUAUUAAUUUUGAAAACUAAUGAUUUGACCAGAAACUUAGAUGAGAAUUUAAAGAAUCCUUUGGGUCCUGAAAGAACCUUUCUCAUCAUGGCAAGAUAUUGCGCUGAAACAUUAUUUGAUGAAGAUAAAGAGGAGGCCAAUAGAAAUUCAAAAUUCUCUUUCAAAUGGAUUACCAGAACAAUCAAAGCUUGGUGGAAUUACCAAUCAGUGGUGAAUUCAUUGAUUUUAUUUGAUUUAUUCUUAAUGGUGAAGAACUUCAAAAACAACUUGGGUUUGUAG
Messenger RNA from Yamadazyma jaroonii, 1722 nucleotides. The record is from the annotation of a GenBank genome assembly. Lineage: Eukaryota; Fungi; Ascomycota; Pichiomycetes; Serinales; Debaryomycetaceae.